AUGCAAUUAAGAGAAGAUACCAAGAAUGCGCUGGGCGACAUCAUCAAUCGCUACCGACCAGAGCUAAGGCCAUUCGAAGACCUCUACCAACACCUCCACGCCCACCCAGAACUAUCAGGCGAAGAAGAGCAAACCGCCAAAAAGGCAGCCGACCACCUAACAGACCUCGGAUAUGAAGUCCACACCAAAAUCGGUGGCCACGGCGUCGCAGGCGUCCUCCGCAACGGCGCAGGCCCAACAAUCCUACUGCGGGGCGACAUGGACGCACUGCCCGUAGAAGAGCAAACAGGCCUAGCAUACGCCAGUAAAGUAAUUGCCAGAGACACUGAUGGCAAAAAACAACCGGUGAUGCACGCCUGUGGCCACGACACCCACGUUACAUCCCUCAUGGCCGCAUCGACCCUCCUCCACGCCGCCCGCGACCACUGGAGCGGGACACUGAUCUGCAUCUUCCAGCCUGCCGAGGAACAUCUCGAUGGCGCACAGGCGAUGCUCAACGACGGACUCUACGAUAAGAUCCCCAAGCCGGAUCUUGUCCUCGCACAGCAUGUCAUGCGCAUGCGCGCCGGCACGGUUAACUUGCGCGCCGGCCCGCUCCUUACAGCGGCUGAUGCAUACGACGUGCGGAUCUUCGGACGUGGCGGGCACGGCUCAGCGCCUCAGACGACGAUCGAUCCAAUUGUACUUGGGUCGUCGAUCGUGACUCGGCUGCAGUCUAUUGUGUCGCGCGAGGUCACGCCCGGUAAAUUGGCUGUCGUGACUGUUGGCAGUAUCCACGCGGGCCAAUCGCACAAUAUUAUCCCUGCUCAUUUGGACAUGCAGUUGAAUGUGCGCACCUUCGAUGCGGCUGUGCGUGAGCGUGUUUGUGCUGCUAUUCAUCGCAUUAUAGAGGCUGAGUGUCAGGCUGCUGGUGUGGAGCAGAAGCCUGAGAUUAAGCUUACCUUCUCGACGCCGUCGACGAUUAAUGAUGGGAAGACUAUUGAUGCGCUGAAGGAGACGUUCGCGCCGUACUUUGGGGACGACCUGGUGGAGAUGGAGCCCCCGAGUGCUAGUGAGGACUUUUCUUUGCUUGCUACUGCUGUUGGAGCGCCUUAUGUUAUGUGGAUGUUUGGUGGCACUGAUCCCGAGACUUGGAAUGAGGCUGUUAAGAAGGGCACUCAAGAUACGCUGCCUAGUAACCACUCGCCUUUCUUUGCGCCGGUCAUUCAACCUACUUUGAAGACUGGUGUCGAUGCAUAUGCGCUUGGGGCUUUGACUUUCUUGCAGAAGAAGUAA
This is a messenger RNA of Penicillium canescens, 1275 nucleotides long. Its product is annotated as putative zinc metallopeptidase. The record is from RefSeq and is a predicted model, not a curated record. Gene Ontology annotation, molecular function: hydrolase activity. NCBI's taxonomy places the organism in Eukaryota, Fungi, Ascomycota, Eurotiomycetes, Eurotiales, Aspergillaceae. The transcript has 2 exons. The coding region runs from base 1 to 1275 and encodes 424 amino acids.